CCACCGCCUGCUCCUCCCCGUUAACCGCGCGUAAAACUCCACGUUCUCAACUUUCUGCCCACUGAGUUCUCGCGAAGUAGCGGCAGUUUGCCACAGAAGUGAGACUUUCGCAUUUUGCUUGAAGCAGGAACUAAGUUUUGGACAAUGACAGGACUCAGCGGAUAGGACACAGAGCCUCCAGUCGUGUCUCUGCUGCCUGCGCGUCAUGAUGCAGCCGCUGCGGCGCUCCGGCGUCUCUCUGUGGAUUCUGCUGCUCCUCUGCGCGCUGCCCGAGAAUUCCAGUACAGGAUGUAAUGACUGGCCGUGUGUCGACACUGGAACAGGAAACUUUACAGUUACAACAACAACGGUCAGCCUUGUAUCGAGACCAAACUGUGCUUUAUCCACUGAGAAUAAUAUCCAUGGAAACGGUUCACUGACUGGUCUGACUUCUGGAGUUGUCUAUCAAGUCUUCAUCAAUUGUUCCAACUGCUGUAAAGCGAUCACAACAAAGCCUGAAGUAAUCAGAAACCUCACAGUCAUGAACGUCACCACGUCCACUGUGUCUUUGACCUGGACUCAACCAGUGGGAAACAGCUCCCUCUACAGAGUAUACUGGACAGAUGGACGUUUAACUGGGACUUUAAAUGGGACUAAAACCUUUGUUCACAUUACUGACCUGACUGCUGGAGUCAAGUAUGAAAUAAGUGUCACUGCAGUGGCAGCUGACGGCCACACUGGCGGACAGAGCUUCACCGUUGUCCGAUACACAAAGCCAGGUAUAAUCGGGAAACCUACUGUGUCCUCAACCACGUCCUCCAUCUCUCUAACCUGGCCCGCGCCUCCUGGUCAGGUGUUCAUGUACAGGUUGGAGUGGCACAAUGGUGGAGAACUGCGGAAGACAAUGUUAACAAACAACACCUCUGCUGUGUUGUCAGAGCUGACCUCUGGCUCUAACCACACCAUCACCGUCGUCGCUGUAGCUGGAGACAAUAAGACACAAGGAGACCCUUACACUUUCACUUCAUUCACAAAGCCCAAUCCUGUGCUGAACGUUGCAGCCAGCCCUCGAUCCACCACCUCAGUCGCAGUGAAAUGGUCGUACCCUGUUGGAGCUAAGCUUUAUUACAAAUAUGUGGUUGAAACAUACAACAUCACAGGGGGUCCUGUUAAGACAACAACAGUGGACAGCAACAGCACUGAUAUACUUGACCUGGAGCCAGGAAAUAAAUAUAAUAUCAGUGUCAGAGUAAUUGCGGCGUCAGGAAGUGAAUCUACGGAGGAGCAGACAUUGAGUUACACAAAGCCAGGUAUAAUCGGGCAACCAACUGUGUCCUUAACCACGUCCUCCAUCUCUCUAACCUGGCCCGCGCCUCCUGGUCAGGUGUUCAUGUACAGGUUGGAGUGGCACAAUGGUGAAGGGCUGCCGACGACCAUGUUCACAAACAACACCUUUGCUGUGUUGUCAGAGCUGACCUCUGGUUCUAACCACACCAUCACCGUCAUCGCUGUAGCUGGAGACAAUAAGACACAAGGAGAACCUUACACUUUCACUUCAUUCACAAAGCCCAAUCCUGUGCUGAACGUUGCAGCCAGCCCUCGAUCCGCCACCUCAGUCGCAGUGAAAUGGUCGUACCCUGUUGGAGCCCAGCUUUAUUACAAAUAUGUGGUUGAAACCUACAACAUCACAGGGGGUCUUGUUAAGACAACAACAGUGGACAGCAACAGUACUGAUAUACUUGACCUGGAGCCAGGAAAUAAAUAUAAUAUCAGUGUCAGAGUAAUAGCGGCGUCAGGAAGUGAAUCUACAGAGGAGCAGACAUUGAGUUACACAAAGCCAGGUAUAAUCGGGCAACCAACUGUGUCCUCAACCACGUCUUCCAUCUCUCUAACCUGGCCCGCGCCUCCUGGUCAGGUGUUCAUGUACAGGUUGGAGUGGCACAAUGGUGGAGGGCUGCGGAAGACAAUGUUAACAAACAACACCUCUGCUGUGUUGUCAGAGCUGACCUCUGGUUCUAACCACACCAUCACCGUCGUCGCUGUAGCUGGAGACAAUAAGACACAAGGAGACCCUUACACUUUCACUUCAUUCACAAAGCCCAAUCCUGUGCUGAACGUUGCAGCCAGCCCUCGAUCCACCACCUCAGUCGCAGUGAAAUGGUCGUACCCUGUUGGAGCCAAGCUUUAUUACAAAUAUGUGGUUGAAACCUACAACAUCACAGGGGGUCUUGUUAUGACAACAACAGUGGACAGCAACAGCACUGAUAUACUUGACCUGGAGCCAGGAAAUAAAUAUAAUAUCAGUGUCAGAGUAAUAGCAGCGUCAGGAAGUGAAUCUACAGAGGAGCAGACAUUGAGUUACACAAAGCCAGGUAUAAUCGGGCAACCAACUGUGUCCUCAACCACGUCCUCCAUCUCUCUAACCUGGCCCGCGCCUCCUGGUCAGGUGUUCAUGUACAGGUUGGAGUGGCACAAUGGUGGAGGGCUGCGGAAGACAAUGUUAACAAACAACACCUCUGCUGUGUUGUCAGAGCUGACCUCUGGUUCUAACCACACCAUCACCGUCAUCGCUGUAGCUGGAGACAAUAAGACACAAGGAGACCCUUACACUUUCACUUCAUUCACAAAGCCCAAUCCUGUGCUGAACGUUGCAGCCAGCCCUCGAUCCACCACCUCAGUCGCAGUGAAAUGGUCGUACCCUGUUGGAGCCCAGCUUUAUUACAAAUAUGUGGUUGAAACCUACAACAUCACAGGGGGUCUUGUUAAGACAACAACAGUGGACAGCAACAGCACUGAUAUACUUGACCUGGAGCCAGGAAAUAAAUAUAAUAUCAGUGUCAGAGUAAUAGCGGCGUCAGGAAGUGAAUCUACAGAGGAGCAGACAUUGAGUUACACAAAGCCAGGUAUAAUCGGGCAACCAACUGUGUCCUCAACCACGUCCUCCAUCUCUCUAACCUGGGCCGCGCCUCCUGGUCAGGUGUUCAUGUACAGGUUGGAGUGGCACAAUGGUGGAGGGCUGCGGAAGACAAUGUUAACAAACAACACCUCUGCUGUGUUGUCAGAGCUGACCUCUGGUUCUAACCACACCAUCACCGUCAUCGCUGUAGCUGGAGACAAUAAGACACAAGGAGACCCUUACACUUUCACUUCAUUCACAAAGCCCAAUCCUGUGCUGAACGUUGCAGCCAGCCCUCGAUCCACCACCUCAGUCGCAGUGAAAUGGUCGUACCCUGUUGGAGCCAAGCUUUAUUACAAAUAUGUGGUUGAAACCUACAACAUCACAGGGGGUCUUGUUAAGACAACAACAGUGGACAGCAACAGCACUGAUAUACUUGACCUGGAGCCAGGAAAUAAAUAUAAUAUCAGUGUCAGAGUAAUAGCGGCGUCAGGAAGUGAAUCUACGAAGGAGCAGACAUUGAGUUACACAAAGCCAGGUAUAAUCGGGCAACCAACUGUGUCCUCAACCACGUCCUCCAUCUCUCUAACCUGGCCCGCGCCUCCUGGUCAGGUGUUCAUGUACAGGUUGGAGUGGCACAAUGGUGAAGGGCUGCGGAAGACAAUGUUAACAAACAACACCUCUGCUGUGUUGUCAGAGCUGACCUCUGGUUCUAACCACACCAUCACCGUCGUCGCUGUAGCUGGAGACAAUAAGACACAAGGAGACCCUUACACUUUCACUUCAUUCACAAAGCCCAAUCCUGUGCUGAACGUUGCAGCCAGCCCUCGAUCCACCACCUCAGUCGCAGUGAAAUGGUCGUACCCUGUUGGAGCCAAGCUUUAUUACAAAUAUGUGGUUGAAACCUACAACAUCACAGGGGGUCUUGUUAAGACAACAACAGUGGACAGCAACAGCACUGAUAUACUUGACCUGGAGCCAGGAAAUAAAUAUAAUAUCAGUGUCAGAGUAAUAGCGGCGUCAGGAAGUGAAUCUACAGAGGAGCAGACAUUGAGUUACACAAAGCCAGGUAUAAUCGGGCAACCAACUGUGUCCUCAACCACGUCCUCCAUCUCUCUAACCUGGCCCGCGCCUCCUGGUCAGGUGUUCAUGUACAGGUUGGAGUGGCACAAUGGUGAAGGGCUGCGGAAGACAAUGUUAACAAACAACACCUCUGCUGUGUUGUCAGAGCUGACCUCUGGUUCUAACCACACCAUCACCGUCAUCGCUGUAGCUGGAGACAAUAAGACACAAGGAGACCCUUACACUUUCACUUCAUUCACAAAGCCCAAUCCUGUGCUGAACGUUGCAGCCAGCCCUCGAUCCACCACCUCAGUCGCAGUGAAAUGGUCGUACCCUGUUGGAGCCAAGCUUUAUUACAAAUAUGUGGUUGAAACCUACAACAUCACAGGGGGUCUUGUUAAGACAACAACAGUGGACAGCAACAGUACUGAUAUACUUGACCUGGAGCCAGGAAAUAAAUAUAAUAUCAGUGUCAGAGUAAUAGCGGCGUCAGGAAUUGAAUCUACAGAGGAGCAGACAUUGAGUUACACAAAGCCAGGUAUAAUCGGGCAACCAACUGUGUCCUCAACCACGUCCUCCAUCUCUCUAACCUGGCCCGCGCCUCCUGGUCAGGUGUUCAUGUACAGGUUGGAGUGGCACAAUGGUGAAGGGCUGCGGAAGACAAUGUUAACAAACAACACCUCUGCUGUGUUGUCAGAGCUGACCUCUGGUUCUAACCACACCAUCACCGUCAUCGCUGUAGCUGGAGACAAUAAGACACAAGGAGACCCUUACACUUUCACUUCAUUCACAAAGCCCAAUCCUGUGCUGAACGUUGCAGCCAGCCCUCGAUCCACCACCUCAGUCGCAGUGAAAUGGUCGUACCCUGUUGGAGCCAAGCUUUAUUACAAAUAUGUGGUUGAAACCUACAACAUCACAGGGGGUCUUGUUAAGACAACAACAGUGGACAGCAACAGUACUGAUAUACUUGACCUGGAGCCAGGAAAUAAAUAUAAUAUCAGUGUCAGAGUAAUAGCGGCGUCAGGAAUUGAAUCUACAGAGGAGCAGACAUUGAGUUACACAAAGCCAGGUAUAAUCGGGCAACCAACUGUGUCCUCAACCACGUCCUCCAUCUCUCUAACCUGGCCCGCGCCUCCUGGUCAGGUGUUCAUGUACAGGUUGGAGUGGCACAAUGGUGGAGGGCUGCGGAAGACAAUGUUAACAAACAACACCUCUGCUGUGUUGUCAGAGCUGACCUCUGGUUCUAACCACACCAUCACCGUCAUCGCUGUAGCUGGAGACAAUAAGACACAAGGAGACCCUUACACUUUCACUUCAUUCACAAAGCCCAAUCCUGUGCUGAACGUUGCAGCCAGCCCUCGAUCCACCACCUCAGUCGCAGUGAAAUGGUCGUACCCUGUUGGAGCCAAGCUUUAUUACAAAUAUGUGGUUGAAACCUACAACAUCACAGGGGGUCUUGUUAAGACAACAACAGUGGACAGCAACAGCACUGAUAUACUUGACCUGGAGCCAGGAAAUAAAUAUAAUAUCAGUGUCAGAGUAAUAGCGGCGUCAGGAAGUGAAUCUACGGAGGAGCAGACAUUGAGUUACACAAAGCCAGGUAUAAUCUGGCAACCUACUGUGUCCUCAACCACGUCCUCCAUCUCUCUAACCUGGCCCGCGCCUCCUGGUCAGGUGUUCAUGUACAGGUUGGAGUGGCACAAUGGUGGAGGGCUGCGGAAGACAAUGUUAACAAACAACACCUCUGCUGUGUUGUCAGAGCUGACCUCUGGUUCUAACCACACCAUAACCGUCAUCGCUGUAGCUGGAGACAAUAAGACACAAGGAGACCCUUACACUUUCACUUCAUUCACAAAGCCCAAUCCUGUGCUGAACGUUGCAGCCAGCCCUCGAUCCACCACCUCAGUCGCAGUGAAAUGGUCGUACCCUGUUGGAGCCCAUCUUUAUUACAAAUAUGUGGUUGAAACCUACAACAUCACAGGGGGUCUUGUUAAGACAACAACAGUGGACAGCAACAGUACUGAUAUACUUGACCUGGAGCCAGGAAAUAAAUAUAAUAUCAGUGUCAGAGUAAUAGCGGCGUCAGGAAGUGAAUCUACAGAGGAGCAGACAUUGAGUUACACAAAGCCAGGUAUAAUCGGGCAACCAACUGUGUCCUCAACCACGUCCUCCAUCUCUCUAACCUGGGCCGCGCCUCCUGGUCAGGUGUUCAUGUACAGGUUGGAGUGGCACAAUGGUGGAGGGCUGCGGAAGACAAUGUUAACAAACAACACCUCUGCUGUGUUGUCAGAGCUGACCUCUGGUUCUAACCAGACCAUCACCGUCAUCGCUGUAGCUGGAGACAAUAAGACACAAGGAGACCCUUACACUUUCACUUCAUUCACAAAGCCCAAUCCUGUGCUGAACGUUGCAGCCAGCCCUCGAUCCACCACCUCAGUCGCAGUGAAAUGGUCGUACCCUGUUGGAGCCAAGCUUUAUUACAAAUAUGUGGUUGAAACCUACAACAUCACAGGGGGUCUUGUUAAGACAACAACAGUGGACAGCAACAGCACUGAUAUACUUGACCUGGAGCCAGGAAAUAAAUAUAAUAUCAGUGUCAGAGUAAUAGCGGCGUCAGGAAGUGAAUCUACGAAGGAGCAGACAUUGAGUUACACAAAGCCAGGUAUAAUCUGGCAACCUACUGUGUCCUCAACCACGUCCUCCAUCUCUCUAACCUGGCCCGCGCCUCCUGGUCAGGUGUUCAUGUACAGGUUGGAGUGGCACAAUGGUGGAGGGCUGCGGAAGACAAUGUUAACAAACAACACCUCUGCUGUGUUGUCAGAGCUGACCUCUGGUUCUAACCACACCAUAACCAUCAUCGCUGUAGCUGGAGACAAUAAGACACAAGGAGACCCUUACACUUUCACUUCAUUCACAAAGCCCAAUCCUGUGCUGAACGUUGCAGCCAGCCCUCGAUCCACCACCUCAGUCGCAGUGAAAUGGUCGUACCCUGUUGGAGCCCAGCUUUAUUACAAAUAUGUGGUUGAAACCUUCAACAUCACAGGGGGUCUUGUUAAGACAACAACAGUGGACAGCAACAGCACUGAUAUACUUGACCUGGAGCCAGGAAAUAAAUAUAAUAUCAGUAUCAGAGUAAUAGCGGCGUCAGGAAGGGAAUCUACGGAGGAGCAGACAUUGAGUUACACAAUGCCCAAAGCAGUGACUAACCUCACGGUGAGGGAUGUGACCACCACCGCGAUCCGACUCACGUGGCUCAGACAAAGUGAUUAUAAGCCUUCCUACUCCUACCUGGUGUUGGCGCUCCAGAAUGCCACAGAGGUUCAGAAGAAUCGAUCAGAGACAGAGUCUUACACCUUCUCCCACCUGAAGCCUGGAAAUCUGUACACCUUUUUUGUGUUUACAUAUGUGGAAGAGGUGAAGUCGACAGGGGAAAACACAUCAAAUUAUACAAGACCGGACUCUGUGACCAUGCUGAGACAGGAAAGAAUCACCGCAACCACAGUGACCUUGGUGUGGGAGCAGCUGGACAGCAACACUGGCCAAUCAUAUGUGGUGCUUGUGACCCAAAACACCUUCUCUUUUCCUGAAGAUCGAGUUUUCAACACCACAUUCACAAGCACCGGACUUGUAUCAGGGAUCAACACCAGCUUCACUGUCACGACUCAGACAAAAGAUGGCACUCCAGCAGCUCCUGUGACAGUUCACUACUUCACACGGCCUCAUAGCAUUACUGGGUUGGAGGUUAAAACCUUAAACACAACCAGUGGACGUCUGGUUUGGAGUGAACCUCUGCAGUACAAGAAUGAAUAUAAGUAUCGUGUUCAGACGACAGGCUGCAGCUCCCAAAACCAAACCGUUCAAGUACAAGCUGCAGAGAUCUCAGCGCUCACCCCUGGGACAAACUGCACCUUCUGUGUUUUCGUCAUUGCAGCGGAUGGCACUGAAGGAGAGGGAAACUGCACCUCACAGUACACUGCUGCGUUGCGUGUUAAGUCUGUCGUGGCUCGUUCGACUGAAGAGGACAACAUCACAGUCGAAUGGGAUCCUGUUGAAUACACAGGAAGCUUUCAUUACCAUUUUAAGUGGACAAACCGCCAUGGGCUCCAAAAUAUCACAACGCAGGAAACAACAUAUACGAUAGACGACCUGGACCCUGGCAGCCGACAUAACUUUAGUGUCACCCCAGAGAUCUCUGAUGGGAAGCCGGGCAUCACCACAAGGAAUUCCAGCUGCACAAAUGCAAGCCCAGUGAACAACUUAAAAUGUGAAGGUCCAAACGAACCCGAGGCAAAAAUCAUCCUUUCCUGGAACAAACCCAGGGGCCAGCACUCCGGCUUACGGGUCACUGCCGAUGACGUCAACUUCACAAUCUUAACAAACACCUCAUAUAAUUAUACUGUGGUCUACCCUCAUCACAAUACUAAAUACAGGCAGACUGUGGUGACUCUGAGCUGUGGACCGCCCAGCUCUCCUGUGUUUUGUGAGAGCUUCACAGGCAUUACAGUUCCUCCCAUCCCACCCAACUUAGAGGAACUGUUGGUAUUGACUGGGGUGACACACAACAAGUUCUCCCUUGAGAUCAACAGAGAACUUCUGGAUGACUCCAAAGGGCGAGUCACACAUGUUGGCGUGCUGGUGAAAAAUAACCCUGAUGGUGUUGACGCUUCAAAUUUGAAGAAGUACAUGAGGAACACUUACGAUCAAUGGAGGGCUGGGAAAACUCCAAUGUACCUGGCAACAGUCAAAGAGAGAAACCCCCAGUCACGCAGUGGAGGGAACCAUCUGAAUAUAGAAGUAGGAGAUCAAACUAAAUGGAAUGGCUACACUAAUGGUGCUCUGGAUGCCACUGGACAAUACCAAUAUGCCAUCGUGUUGUUCACCAAUGUGACUCUGACGCAGGAUGAGCUUGUGAACUUUGAGGAGUCUCUGGCCUCAGUAACAAAUCUCUUCACUGUUGUAAUACUCCCACAAAACCCAGCUGUCAUCGGCGUUGCUGUCGGAGCAACACUUGGAAUUUUUUGCAUUCUUUUCAUCAUCCUCAUUGGCUUCAUAAUCUACUGGAAAAGGUUUAGCAGAAAAGAGCCGUCAGACAUCCAGAUUCAAUCCAUGAGAGCCAAAGUGAGUCUGGCUGUGAGGAUCGAGGACUACGAGAAGUACUACAAGAAGCAGAGGGCAGACUCAAACUGUGGCUUCGCUGAAGAGUUUGAGGACCUGAAGGCCGUUGGUACCGCCCAGUCGAGGACGAGCGCUCUGACCAUAGAGAACAAGUCCAAGAACCGUUACAGCAACGUCCUUCCAUACGACUUUUCUCGGGUGAAACUCUCUAUCAUCCAUGGAAAUCCAUUCGAUGACUACAUCAAUGCUAACUACAUGCCGGGUUACAACUCCAGGAAGGAGUUUAUUGCAGCUCAGGGUCCUUUGCCCGUCACAGUCAGCGAUUUCUGGAGGAUGAUAUGGGAGAAGAAUGUACUGACCCUGGUGAUGCUGACACGCUGUAACGAACAGGGACGAGUCAAAUGUGAGCAGUACUGGGGUUUCGACACCAAGAACUGUGAAAACAUCACUGUGACAACAACCUCUGACAUACCACUGGACGACUGGACCAUCAGGGACUUUGACAUAAAAAAUGUGAAAACCGCAGAGACACGCUCUGUGCGUCAGUUCCACUUCACGGCUUGGCCGGACCAUGGGGUGCCAGAAACCACUGAGCUCCUCAUCGACUUCAGACAUCUGGUCAGAGAGCACAUGGACCAGUUCUCCAGACACUCUCCUACAGUGGUCCACUGCAGUGCUGGUGUUGGUCGUACAGGGACCUUCAUAGCCAUUGACCGUUUGAUCUUCCAGAUUGAAAGGGACAAUUGCGUGGACGUUUAUGGCAUCGUCCAUGAUCAGCGCAUGCACCGGACCCUUAUGGUGCAGACAGAGGAUCAGUAUGUGUUCCUAAACCAGUGCGCCAUGGACAUCAUCAGGUCAAGAACUGGAACCAAUGUGGAUCUAAUCUACCAAAACGUGGCUGCGCUCUCUGAAUACGAGAACAUAAAACCCCAAAAAAGAUAAAACAUUGCAUAGGCCAGAGAAGCUGCUCAGGUCUCUCUUUAUUCUCGUAGCAAUGAGCUGAGCAGACAUUUGUAAAAGGGAAGGCUUUAAAUAGAUUGUGCUGUAUUUAUUUUUUGAACCGUAUCGUUCUCGUUGAGGAACGUGUAACUUUUCUGGAUUUGAAUGUGUUUCUUCUGGUAUUUAUUUGUUCAAAAAUGUUGAAUGUCUGACAAUAGGGAAGAAUGUUCAUUGAGAUUUGAUGGUGGAUAUAGUCACAUAAUCACCACAUUAUUUCAGGACGUGUGUAAAACAUCUGUCUUGGAUUAGUUUGUAUAAGUCAUUUAUUAUUUUGUGCUUGCUUACUACUGUAUACGACUUAAUGUUGAUUGCAUUUUCAGCUCAGGUUAUUUGUUGGAUGCUUGUCAAGGCAUUUUACAUUCAUGUUUGAAAAUUCUGAAUAAGAAAAACAUGGACUGUUUUUAACUUCAUAUUUUUUGGAAGAUUGUCUGAUGCUUUUUGCACCUCUUUUACCAAUUUAAACAAUGUCUUUGAAUAAAGUUGUGUUGUUGUGUUGUUGUAGAAUACGUUGUAUUUGUAUGUCUUGUAGUAAAUGCACUGGAUGCAUUAGAUUUUCUAUACUUUCCACAUUUUUACGUUUGUACGAUCUUUGAUUAUAUUUAUGCCUGUGCUUUGAGAAACUUUUUAGAACAUUUUGCUGUUCUUCCUGUAUCUGACUGUUUCAGAUAGAUUUUUAAGAUUAUGGGUGACAUCAUUAAACAAAACCUCAGGAACUCAAACAAUGGAAAAUGACAUUUAUUGGUUAAUGUGCUGUUAAGAAAAUCCCUACUGCAACAGUGUGUGCUUUGCAUUGUUUUGUCCGUCUUUUCUACAUUGUUAAUUCCUAAUAGAAACAACAGGGUUACAUCACUUCCUGCUGCAUAUCUGCUCUCUCAGGGGAAACUUCCUGUGAUGUUGAAACCACCAAAGAGCAUAAGCUUUAUUUUUGUCCUUCUUAAGGGCAGAAUUUUCCACAAGGCGCGUUAUAUAUUUCUUCUUCUAAAGAUGAAUGAUGUGUGCAGUUACCCAGCAGAUUAUUUAACAACCACCUUAUAGAAAUUGUUCUUAAAAUGAUUGAGCACACAUUUUGAAUAAAAAACAAAAAGUAGCAAAUAGUUAUUAGGAUGUUUUUGAGAUGCUUUAUGAAAUGCUUGCUGGUACAAUGCAAAAUUUAAAAUGUAUAAGUAAGGUUUAUCUAUGUGUAUACUGUUUUCAAUUUGUGGAAUAAAAUUGU
This is a messenger RNA of Limanda limanda (common dab), 11264 nucleotides long. Its product is annotated as receptor-type tyrosine-protein phosphatase beta-like. The coding region runs from base 206 to 9994 and encodes 3262 amino acids. Gene Ontology annotation, biological process: protein dephosphorylation. The transcript has 47 exons. NCBI's taxonomy places the organism in Eukaryota, Metazoa, Chordata, Actinopteri, Pleuronectiformes, Pleuronectidae. The record is from RefSeq and is a predicted model, not a curated record. Gene Ontology annotation, molecular function: protein binding; protein tyrosine phosphatase activity.